Messenger RNA from Manihot esculenta (cassava), 2464 nucleotides. Its product is annotated as protein PTST homolog 3, chloroplastic. The record is from RefSeq and is a predicted model, not a curated record. Bases 199 to 1878 code for a protein of 559 amino acids. The transcript is spliced from 13 exons. Lineage: Eukaryota; Viridiplantae; Streptophyta; Magnoliopsida; Malpighiales; Euphorbiaceae.
GGUGGAAUUGAAGCUAGCUGUCACGAUCAAAUCAAACGGAGGGAUAAUGUUGUUUCCACAAACUUUUCAUUAACCUUUUAAUCCGCUAAUAAUCACUUUCUAAUCCUCGCAUAAUCUUUCGAGGAAACUGAGCUCUCCUCUGCACUACGCACUAUCGAGCUCUCAAUUUCUCAAUGCUUGCCCAACAACCCUCUUCUCAUGCCGACCCUUUAUCAUCCCCCUUGCUUCCUCACUCUCUCUUCUCAUAAGCUCUUCUUAAUUCAAGAAGAAUGCAAGAUAAGCUUGAAUACCCAUCACCACCCACCUCAAAAAAGUUUCAGAAUUUGUAUUUGUUCGGCGAAGAAAUCCAGGAGCGGGAGAAAGGUGAAGAGCGAUGCAGAGCUUUGCAAUGAUAUCCGAGAAUUUUUAUCAGCUGUUGGACUUCCAGAGGAUCAUGUUCCCUCGAUGAAGGAGCUUUCUGAUAAUGGAAGAACUGAUCUUGCACACAUUGUGAGGCGGAGAGGUUAUAAACUUCUUAGACGUUUGCUUUUGAACUCCAUGAAGGAGGAAAUUGAUGAAUCCAAUGAAGAGAAAAGCUUAGCUCGAGAGCAGGACAUUUUCAGUGAUCACAUAGAUAUACUAACAGUAACAGAAGGCCAGGAUGAGAAGGUGGAGGAUACUAGUAAAGAUACUAAAUUGCCAGAGGAAGUCACCAUCAUCGACGACCAUUCAGAGAGUGCAGGCAGUAAUCCUGAAUGCAACUCCAGUGGUCACAGUUCAAUGCAUAUAGAACCAUUUGUUAAAGUGUCAUUGCAUGGUAGUUUGAAUAGGCAUCUUGAUUCCGCUUCUGAUAACAAUACCUAUAAGCCUAUGGAAACUUCAGUUAAUUCUUCCUCGGGAAAAAAGGCCUUAGACAAUUCAAAAGAUCAUGAGGAGAAGGUCAACAGAAUGGUUGAAGAUAUUUCGUUGUCAACUGGAGUUUUAAAGUUGGACUGUCCAGCCGAUAGCCCUGUUGCAAGUCUCAACUUUGGUGACCAUAGCAGCAUGCCUAGAGAUUCUGCAGCCAAUUCAUCUUUGGAGGAUAAGGUGGCAAAGUUUAUUCAGAGCGGAAAUUUGGAUGUCACUGAAGAUACUUUCUAUGGAAUAUUAGAUGAAAGUAUUGAAGAAAGCGAGGGCGUUAACAAACCAGAUAAUGAGGCUGAAAUUCCAUCAGAGGCACCUUAUGAAGAGAACUUUGGAGAUGCAUUUGGCAGAAGCAAUGCUGCUUUGGCACUGAAUGGAAGUAUACCAACAUCCAGGCGCAACAUGCUUCAUAAGAUGGUUUAUGGGGCUAGGAAUGGCAAUUUGUCAGAUGAAGGUCCAGCAAGUUCUGAUCUUGACAAGGGUUUGCAUGUUGAGACCAGCAGGAGGGAGAAUCAGGUUGAGAUUAAUAAUCUCAAAUUCAUGCUGCGUCAAAAGGAGUUGGAACUAUCCCGUUUGCAGGAACAGAUUGAGAAGGAAAAGCUUGCUUUAUCUGAUUUACAAAGCAAGGCUGAAAAAGAGAUUAGCAAAGCUCAAAAACUUAUCUCUGACAAAGAUGCUGAACUAGUUGCUGCUGAAGAAAGCCUUUCUGAAUUAGUGGAGGUCGAAAUCCAGUACUGUGGGGAUGGUGAAAUUGUGGAGGUGGCAGGUAGCUUCAAUGGUUGGCAUCACCCGAUUAAACUGGAUCCUCAGCCAUCUUCUAGUAUUGUGGAUUCUACUGGAUCAAGGAAAUCCAGAUUUUGGUCAACAAUGCUGUGGCUUUAUCCAGGUGUAUAUGAGAUAAAGUUCAUUGUUGAUGGCCAUUGGAAGAUUGAUCCCCAGACAGAGUCAGUGACCAGGGGUGGAAUUUGUAACAAUAUUCUCCGAGUUGUUGAAUGAAAGAUUUUUGGCCAUCGUGCAAGGAUGACAUUCUAGUUCUCUAACCUUCGAGUGCAGAAUAAUGAAAAUUCAGUUCAAAAUUUAGUAGCAUUACCAGUAGACAGGAGAAAAGUUCUAAACUGGGAGAUUGUACAGACAACAUAGAAGCAAUAUUCUGUUGAUUUUGGGUUAAUGCUGCAACAAUGAACCAUCCCUUCAAGAGGCUUUGCAUUCUGUGCAGUUUACGGAGUUUCAUAUUCAUUGGGUGUUAUGGUAAAUAUGAACUUGGCCUGCUGCGGUUUGAAACCCAACGCUUACUGUGGAGAGACUAAGUUGAUGCACCAUGCAAGGUCUGCGGGUGUUAUCAGUGCUAAAAAGCUUAAACUAGGUAUAGUUAAUGAGAAUCAGGUGAAUUUAAUAAGGAUAAUAGCUGUUCAUGUGUAGCUGAAAUUGACAAUGUCAAGAAUGGAUUUAGUCUGAGAUAUAGAAUCUUUUGUUCGAUCUUUGCACUCGCAAAAUCUUCUGCUAGAUGUAUAUUCAGCAAAACGGGGUAAUUUUUACUCGCGCACACUAAUUUUAGUACAUGUUUUAUUGCGGUAUGCUAAAA